Messenger RNA from Saccostrea cuccullata (small rock oyster), 5630 nucleotides. Its product is annotated as histone-lysine N-methyltransferase NSD2-like. Gene Ontology annotation, molecular function: protein binding; histone methyltransferase activity. Gene Ontology annotation, cellular component: nucleus. The transcript has 19 exons. The coding region runs from base 181 to 4113 and encodes 1310 amino acids. The record is from RefSeq and is a predicted model, not a curated record. NCBI's taxonomy places the organism in Eukaryota, Metazoa, Mollusca, Bivalvia, Ostreida, Ostreidae.
UUUGUUUUGCCUUUUCCCGCCGAUAUUUGCCGAAAUUACACGAAAGUUGUUAUCUUCCGGUGAGCGUUUAGAGUCAGAGUGAGCAUGUAUUUCUCAGGGAAAAAGAAGUCAAUAUUAUUGAAGUGUUAAUUAAAGUUAUGUCAGCUAAGAAGACGUGACCAAGAUCAGCCUGGUCUUGCGAUGGACAAUACGAAGGCAGCAGUCAAUGGUGGGGGGUGCACCUCUCCCCCAUUUAGGCACCACCUCCCUCAGGUGGCUAACUUAACCAGGAACAGCAAGAUUGCUCAGAGCAAAGCCGCAGCCAAAGUGGAAGCCGUGAAAGACGAAGCAACACUUGUGGUAGAAGAUGCAGGGAAAGUGAUCAGAAUGAAUGCAGAUCUCAACAUGGAGAUAUCUGUGGAAAAUGUUCAAGGUGAACAAGAGAGACCACUGGUGCAUCCGAAAGAGAGAGCAAAGGCGGAGGCAAGAUCUCAAAUAAAAAUCGAAAAAGAACAAACAGCAAAACAAGAAACUAGUAACGAGCAAGAACUGCAAACAAACAGUGACAAAUCGGAAGGCGGUGACAAUAGCUCAAAUACGUUAACAAAGAUAAAAGACCCCAAACCUAGCACGCCAGUUAGAAAAAAUAAACAAGUCAAAGAAAAAUCGGGAAAUUACAAAAACAUAUUUGAAGUGACUCAUGUGGAGGGAAAGCGUCAAAGGAAGCCCAAAGUUGUGUUGGAUGUGGGAGAAAAGUCUCCAAAAGGUGUGGAAGAAAAGUCAGCAAGUGCCGAUAAUGUGGAUAUUCCACAGCCUGUAGAACCGGAUCUGAACAAAUCAGCAACAGUACUGUCUCCCGUGGUGGAUAAACCAACAGAGUGGAAGAUAGGGGACCAGCUGUGGGCCAAAGUGGCUGGACAUCCCUGGUGGCCGUGUAUGGUGGCCAAGGAUCCCUACGAAGAUUUAUACACGAAAAUGAAAGCAAGAAGUAGGAUUUAUCACGUUCAUUUCUUCGGAAACGAAGGAGAGCGAGGGUGGAUAGCCUCUGGCUCAAUAAUGGAAUUCCAUGGAAAAGAGAAAUACGACGAGCAUGUGAAACAAGCUUUUCAGAAUGCGAAAAAGGGUGAAAAAUUAAAACUUGAAAAACUAUACAAAGUUUAUCCAAACCGACAGGCAGCUUGGCUAAUAGCCAUACAUCAAGCAGAAGAGGCUAUGAAAAUGACUCUUGAUGAACGAGUGGAACAAUUCAAAUGUGUUUACACACCCGAAAAGACUAAAAAACAGAAUUUGAAUAAUAGUGUUAGUAAACCUGUAAAUUCCCCGAAAGGGAAAUCAAGUGAGAGAACACAGAAAAGAAAGCGGAAGUCGUCUGAACAUGUGAAAGCAACGGUGGAGGAAGCGAAAGCAUCUCCAGGAGCUAAACCCCGGUCAAAGCGACGAAGAGUCGACGAGAGCGCCAGCUCACACAAGGAUAAGAAAACGGGGGGAUCAUUUGAGGUGUUCUGUAGUAAACACAGGGACAGCAUGAUGGCAGAUCAUCCUAAAUUUGAUGAAGCUAACAUAAAUGAAUGCCUGCAACAACAGUGGCUGAUGAUGAGUCAGAAACAAAAGUCUAGAUAUAAAUCUAAGCUUCAAGAUUCAUCAGACAUGCCCACAGGACCUUUGACCCCAAAGUUGACGGAGAAACCACAUGUUGGAGAUGACGAGGAGGAUAUGGAAAAAGAAUCCAAGUUGAUUGGAAAACUGAAACUAAAGAGGCAAAAAUCCACAAGUGACGAGAGCAGUUCAGACAAUCAGGAAGAAGAGAAAUCCUCGAGCAGUAAAAGUCAGAAGUACUUAUGUCAGGUGUGUGAGGAUACAGGUGAGCUGGUGGAAUGUGAGGGGGACUGUCACAAUUAUUUCCAUAAGGCUUGUGUGGGAGACAGUGUGGAGGAACCCUUCAAAUGUGAGGAGUGCAAAACUGGACUGCACACAUGCUUUGCAUGCAAAAAGAAAGACGAGACAACCAAGAAAUGUUCUGUGCAUUUGUGUGGAAAGUUUUAUCACGAAGACUGCAUGAAUAAAUUGAUGCAAUUAAAAUCCGACACCAAGAAUGGGUUUGUUUGCCCUCUGCACCAGUGUGCAACAUGCUCCAUAGAAAAUUCCAAGAAAACCAAGGCUAGCAAAGGUCGACUUGUUCGAUGUGUCAGAUGCCCGACAGCUUACCACACCGGGGACUUUUGUAUCGCUGCUGGGAGUGAAAAUCUGCCUGGAUACAACAUUGUCUGUAAUAAACAUUUCCAACCAAACCGCACCCAAAAAUACCACAAUCAUAUAAAUGUCAGCUGGUGUUUUGUUUGCAAUUUAGGUGGUUCUCUGAUUUGCUGUGAUAGUUGCCCAGCCUCUUUCCAUGCAGAAUGUUUAAACAUAAAUUUCCCAGAAGGCAAUUGGUACUGUAAUGAUUGCUCUAUUGGCAAACAGCUGUUAUACGGGGACAUUGUGUGGGUCAAACUCGGCAGUUACAGGUGGUGGCCUUCAGAAAUUUGCCAUCCCAAACGGGUGCCUCAUAAUAUACAAGAGAAGACGCAUCAAGUUGGGGAAUUCCCUGUCCAUUUCUUUGGAACCAAUGAUUAUUUUUGGAUCCAUAAAGGAAGAGCUUUUGGAUUUCAUGAUGGUGAUAAGUACUGCAAAGAAACAGCAAGGAAUAAGAGUUUGGCAAAGAUUUUUGCAAGAGGUGUACAGGAGGCCACUGAGGCAUUCCAGGCCCUGAAGGCACUCCGUGCUGACAAAGAGAAGAUGAUGAUAGAGAGAAGUGAGAAAAAGCCAGCCCCAUAUAAAUUUGUCAAGAAUAACAUUCCAGUUGGAAGCGUGGUAAUUCCCAAACCAGACCUGACCAGUAUACCGAGGUGUGAGUGUGACCCUAAUCACGAGGCCCCGUGCAGCAGUGACACGGACUGUCUGAACCGAAUGCUGAUGUACGAGUGUCACCCUAGUGUCUGCCAGUGUGGCGAGAAGUGUCACAACCAGCGAUUUCAGAGACGAGAGUAUCCUGACUGUACACCAUUCAAAACCGAGGGCAGAGGAUGGGGGCUGAGAACAAAUGUGGACAUCAAAAAAGGACAGUUUGUACAUGAAUAUGUUGGAGAACUUAUUGAUGAAGAGGAGGUCAAGAGAAGAAUUGAUGAAUCACACGAAAACAACAUCAGCAACUAUUACAUGCUUACCCUAGACAAAAACAGAGUGAUUGAUGCAGGGCCAAAGGGCAACCUCUCCCGAUUUAUGAACCACAGCUGUGCACCAAACUGUGAGACCCAGAAAUGGACAGCCAAUGGGGAUGUUCGCGUGGGAUUAUUUGCACUUUGUGAUAUACCUGCAGGCACUGAAUUAACUUUCAACUAUAAUCUGGAAUGUCUGGGCAAUGACAAGACAAAGUGUAACUGUGGAGCAGAGCUAUGCAGUGGUUUCCUUGGUGUGAGACCGAAGUCUGCAGUGGCUGCUUCAGUGGCUAAGAGUAAGAAAAAGGACGAAAAGAAGAAAAAGAAGAGAAACAAGAAGAAAGGAGAUGGGAAGAAGGAGCAUGACGAUGAAUGUUUCCGGUGUGGGGAGGGUGGGGAGCUGGUCAUGUGUGACCGUACGGGCUGCCCUAAAGUCUACCACUUACAUUGUCUGAAACUCUCCAAACCCCCACAUGGUAAAUGGGAUUGUCCUUGGCAUCACUGCGAUGAAUGCGGAAAGCCGGCUGUGAUGAUGUGUGCUGAAUGUCCCAAUUCCUUCUGUGCUACCCAUACUGAGGGACACAUAAAAGACAUAGAGGGUGUGUCAGUGUCACUGUGUAUGGAGCACGAUGAGGUCACGUCGUCGAGUUGUGCAUCCUCCGACACCCAGUCUGACGAAGACAGUAACGGACAGGCCCGAACCAAAGCCAUCCUGAAGGAAAACCUGGUGAAAAAGCGCAACCUGAACACAAAGCCGGAAGAGGACCAGGGGGCUGGGGGAAGCAAGAAGCCCCGAAAACAGAGCGUGGGUGAGCCCAAGAAGACGGAAGGAAAACGAGUCAAACCUGCCGGAAACCCCCUGGCUGUGGCCCCCAUGUUUGAUGAUAGCGAUGAGGGUUCCGAUGACCUUGUCAUAGAUAUUCCAGCUGUCCCUUUGUAAUUUGCUUCAUAGAACUGUUUUUUUUCUUUCAAUUAUGUUUAAAAAUUUUGAAGUAGUGUUAAGGUACAGAAUAAAUGAAUAUUGAGAUAUUUUUAAUGCAUUAACUUACAGAUUUUUUUUUAAAAAUGAUGUUUUAAAUGAAAUGAGUGAUGACGGUCUUACAUUAUAUAGAAUUUUUAUUUUUAAUUGUAAAUAUUCUAUUGGGCCAAACUGUUCAAUAUUUGCAAGUUAUGGUGAAAUAGAAUUUAUGUAAAUUUUUUUCGUAGACUUUGCAUGGAUACUGUAAGAGAAAAGAGAAUGUACUGUAAAUAUGAAGAUAUUGAGAAUUUAUAAAUUUAGAAAUCUAUAAUGUGUGUAAAAUGGUGUCCAAAAAUGUUAUAUAAAUGUGGUUUUAAACAUAUACUAUUUACAAUGUAGAUAUCAUUUUUGCAUUUUCAAUAUUUGACCCUUUAAGCAAAUUGGUUGGAGUCUCAUGUCAUUGUUAUAUGUUGGGUAGCUGUGUCCAGAUUAGCGAAGGUUAUUAAUAGGACCCACAUUUGUGGGAUCUCUAUAAUAAUCAGUUUGUCUCUCUGUCCAUCUAUUCCAAUCUUUCAUAAAUGUAUUUUCUUCUGAAAAGCUUGUUAGUAGGUUGUUUUAGGAUGUUCAAAUUCAUGUAUGAUGUGUCAGCAAGCAGAUGCAUGUACUUUAAUAUUAGGUUUUUACUGUGUCAUCAGAGUUUUGACUGCAGUGAUAGGGUCUCUAGGGUAGAUUUCUAAAUUAGUAAGAAUGAACUGGCAAAGAUAAUCUGUAAAUCUAAUAGAAGGGGUUAUAAAUCUGAAGAUUGUCCUAACUACCUGCGCAGAAUCUUUUUUUUUCACAUUAAUAUCAAGUUUCAGUGAUAUCUGUUUGAAGUUAGGGUUGUGACUGGGUUUUCUAAGAGCUGAGAUUUUAUGAAAUGUAUAAUCCUUCUUGGUUGAAAUACACAUUUUAAUGAUGACUCAUUAUUCUAAGGAUUUUGUCAUUUUAAAUGUUAUAGUUUCAUAAUAGUUGUAGUUGCUUCAAUCAUGUCAAAUUCAUGCUUUCAAAUUCAAAAUUUUCUUGAAUUUUUCCUUUAUUAUGAAAUUAACACACACCCUCCUUAUAUAUCCACCCCUCAGCAGGACCCUUGCUGAUUGGUCAAUUUUUCUGGUUGACCUUUGACCCACUUCUGGCAGCAUACACACAUGUAUAUGUUGCAGAACAUGUUAAAAAGUUGGUCAUAAGAUAUUGUGAAAAUUUAUUUUAAUAUCCAUUUUAUCAUGUAUUAAAAGUAUGAAAUAUUUUUAAUUUUUCAUUUCAUGAAUAGAAUUAUAAUCAUCUAUCAGUGAGCUUAAAUUUAUUUCAUCCCUGUUUUUAAAAAGGAGAAAUUGAUAAUCUAAAAUGAAAUUGUCCUAGGUAAUGUGCAUGAAAUGAAGAAAGAAAGAACUAUUACAUAGGUAUUAGUGUUCUAUUUAUUCUGUACAUGUACAUUGUGUGUAAAAUAAAUUUUAUCUCACUUA